Dufourea novaeangliae is the source of this 2205-nucleotide messenger RNA. RefSeq names its product SET and MYND domain-containing protein 4 (gene Smyd4-3). The transcript is spliced from 11 exons. The record is from RefSeq and is a predicted model, not a curated record. The coding region runs from base 1 to 2205 and encodes 734 amino acids. NCBI's taxonomy places the organism in Eukaryota, Metazoa, Arthropoda, Insecta, Hymenoptera, Halictidae. Gene Ontology annotation, molecular function: protein binding.
AUGGAAUGGCAUAAUGUAUUAGAAGCGGUCAUGUGCAAUUUAACAAAAACACAAUCUUUAAAAGAGGAAUUCAAACGUGAAGAUGAAUUAAUGUCUCAUUUAUGGAGUAAUCAAAGCACAAGGAGACUUAUGUCCCUAUGGUUAAUGCAGUGUCACAAUAAAAGGGAAUCAAAAUCUACAGCAAAAGCACAAACAUUUAAAAUAAUGGGAAACAAACAAUUUCAGUCUAAAAACUAUUGUGAGAGUAUACAAUCAUACACAAAAAGUGCAUUGUAUGCUCCAGCAAACAGUUGUGAAUUGUCAAUAGCAAUUGCUAAUAGAUCUGCAGCUUUAUUUUAUUUAGAUAGGCACAGUGAUUGUAUAAAAGAUACUGAAUUAGCACUUAAGUUCAAUUAUCCCAAGGAAUUGCGUUAUAAGCUACACUUCCGUGCAUUGCAAUGUUACUUGAAAUUGGGUAAACCAGACCUUGCUAGGGAAAUGCUUUCCAAAAUAUGCACAUUAAUUAAUAAUCCUGAUUAUGUUGCACCUUCUAUGAAAGGUGAUAUUGAAAAACGAAUUUCUGAAAUAACAUUCAACAAAUCAUGUAUAAAAAAUGAAACAAAAAGUAUUGAUAGUUUGUUAGAAUUAAAAUCCAAACUUAUGUUCGAUGAAAAUCCAGAUUUUCCAUGUGCAUCAACUGGCAUUGUUAGAAAAUAUAAUGAAGAAUUAGGUAGACACGUAAUUGCAAAUAGAUUUAUAAAAAAAGGCGAAAUCCUGUUUUUAGAAAAGCCGGUAAGCUUUGUAUUAUUGAAUCAUAAUACAGUAGAUCAUCUUUGUCAACACUGCAAUUGUUCAAACACAGAUAUUCCCCUGCCAUGUACAGGGUGCUUGAAUACUUUUUAUUGUACUGCAAAUUGUUCAAAUGAAGCAUGGUCUUCAUAUCAUUGUUGGGAGUGUCCUGGAAACCAAAUGGAUUUAUGGAAAGAAAUUGGAAUUGGUCAUUUAGCACUAAAAGUUUUUUUGACCUGUACAACUACAAUGGAUAGAAUUAAAUUUAAUGAAAUGCAAAACUUAGUAACCAAUUUUAAUAAGUUGUCCAUGGAUGAUUUGACAGUAUAUGGCAUUACAGCUAUCAUGCUUACUGUAUAUUUAUUGGAGUAUACUAACUUUUUUGAAAAAUCUGAUCUUAAUGAUUGCCUUGCAAGAAAGUUUUGUGAUAACACUUUUAACUCCAAUUUUAAUAUUGUAACAGAUGAUGAUAAACAGCUUUAUGUAAGUUCUUUACUUUUACGAUAUAUUCUACAACUUAUUUGUAAUGGACAUGCUGUUUCAAAAUCAGACACAUUGUUAAGUAAAAGUGAUUCUUCUGUGGAUCAACAAGACAUUGUGGCCACUGGGAUUUAUCCAUCUGCAAGUAUGAUGAAUCAUUCUUGUGAUCCAAACAUAAUUAACAUAUUUAUGGAUCAGUAUCUGAUUGUUAGAGCUUCAAAAGAUAUUGCCACAGAUGAAGAAGUCUUCAAUUGUUAUGGCCCUCAUUAUAGACAUAUGUCAAGAGAACAAAGACAGAAAGUUUUGAUGAGUCAAUAUUGUUUUAUUUGUAGAUGUGAACCUUGUAUUCAACCAAAUUUACAACAUUUUUUGAAGAGGUUUAACGCCAUGAGUUGCUUAAAAUGUAAUGGUGCAUUGUGUAACAUUAGCAAUACUUUAUGUUGUUUAGACUGUGGUGACCAACCCAGAAAUUGUCAGAUGAAUAAAAUAAAACAAGCAGAAACACUUUUUCAGACAGCCCAAACUUGCAUUGAUCUGGGAAAAAUGGAAGAAGCUUUAAAUAAAUUAAAGAAAUGUUUACAUAUUAGAAAGGCAAUAUUGUAUAAAUAUAAUGAAGAUAUUACAUUUACUUUGAAUCUCAUGGAAGAAAUCUAUACUGCUAGGGGUCGAUUCGUGGACAGCAUAGAAUGUAUAGAAAGUAUAAUUGAUGCAGUUACAGAAAAAUUUGGAUAUUCUAGUACAGAGUUUUUGAAUGUAUUAAAUAAACUCACAGAUCUAUGUGCUAAGUAUCUACAAAACGAAUCAAAUACUACCACAGACACUUACAAAACUAUAUUAAGAAAAACAUAUAAAUAUCUGGACCAAGUAGAAGAGCUUGUAGAUUUUAAUUAUGGAUCAUGGAGCAAAGUUUGUGAAAAUAUAAAAAAGAAACAUCAUAAAAUUGCUUCCAUUACUUAA